CUUAGCCAUCAAUCAAUUAGGUGCAACAUCUAUCUACUCAAAGUUCAUCCAACGGCCACGCUUCUCCAAUCACAUAAAUCUUCAACGGUUUUUAAUUGUAGCAUUAUCAGGACCUCGGCAGAAUACAAGUGAAGUAGACGCGAAGAAAUGGAUCACCAAUAUCAUUUGGUUAUACAAACUUAAGCCUCAUACAACUCUUGCCCACCUUCAUUCAAAUUCCUUCAUGUGAUCCUUUGGAGUUAAAGAACAAGAGCUGUUUUGAUCUGCCGAUGGAGUCCCAAGGUAACGGUGGUGUGAGGAGAGCAGAGAUUGACACAAGUGCUCCAUUUCGGUCUGUCAAAGAGGCUGUCUUGCUGUUUGGAGAGAAGGUCUUGGCCGGAGAAGUAUAUGCCAACAAGCUCAAUGAGAUAAGAGCUACAACAUGUUCAAAAGAGAAUGGGAGCUCUAGAUUUGGUUCAGUAGUGGCAGAGCUUGAAGAAACAAAACAGAGCUUGGAGAUCGCAAAAGAACAACACCAAAUGAUGGAAAGUUCAAUCACAUCUCUCAGAGUAGAACUAGAGAAAACAAAGCUUGAGUUGAAUCAACUGAAAUCAAAGGAGUCAGAGAAACAAGUGAUACAUUCUUCCGAGAUUGACGAUGUUAUUAAGUUUGAAGAGGAGUCCAGAGAGUUCUUGCUGGACAGUCCACAGACUAGUGAUGGAAAUGAGUUCCAGAAGAGGAGGUAUGUUAAGUUUGCAGAGCCACCAUCAUUGGCUAAAGUCUUGAACAUCAAUAAGAGUGUGUUGGAGAGGCAGUUCUCUCAUGUUGACAGGGAGAUACCAAGAAAGAAGAACAAGAAGAAGCCAUUGAUGAGUUUAAUCAGAGUUUUCUCCAAGAAAAAAGGGUCUCCAUGAAAAUCGAUUCAUAGUUUUCUUGAAGAUAAAGUGACAUGGUACAUAUAUAUACAUACAUACAAGCGUCAUACACACACACACACACACAUGCCAUAAAUUACUUACUUUCCCAUUUUUACAUACAUAUGUAAUUAUGUAAAUGAUUAUCAAAUACCAAUUAUCUUACCAAUUGCUGCAUGGAAGGAAUAGCUUUGUUCAUAUAAAACCAAGUCCUCGCUGAGUAUUCUGAAGAAACAAACAAGCUUUUGGAGGUUCAAUUUCAUGAAUAAAACAUAAGAAUUCAAUUUGUACACUAUGUAAUUAUGUAAAUGAUACUUUCCCAUUUUUACAUACAUAUGUAAUUAUGUAAAUGAUUAUCAAGUACCAAUU
This is a messenger RNA of Dioscorea cayenensis subsp. rotundata (Guinea yam), 1262 nucleotides long. RefSeq names its product WEB family protein At1g75720-like. The transcript has 2 exons. The record is from RefSeq and is a predicted model, not a curated record. Bases 270 to 893 code for a protein of 207 amino acids. NCBI's taxonomy places the organism in Eukaryota, Viridiplantae, Streptophyta, Magnoliopsida, Dioscoreales, Dioscoreaceae.